Fusarium redolens is the source of this 1220-nucleotide messenger RNA. Its product is annotated as Alpha/Beta hydrolase protein. The record is from RefSeq and is a predicted model, not a curated record. Lineage: Eukaryota; Fungi; Ascomycota; Sordariomycetes; Hypocreales; Nectriaceae. Bases 191 to 1165 code for a protein of 324 amino acids. Gene Ontology annotation, molecular function: arylformamidase activity. The transcript has a single exon.
CGGUUCACUAGGACAUCCGUAUCCGAACAGUGCGGAUAAGUCAGCGGGGUACUGCUGUAACCUCUUGCCCAUUGAAUUCACGCAGCAUCAACUUGGAAUAAUAUUUUGCUUUUUACCCAUUCUCUGAAUCACUGCAGGAAGUUCUUCCAAAAUUCAGCUCGCAGCCCUGGACUAAGACUUGCUCGGAACAAUGACGUCACAACUCUGGUCCUCAACUCCAUGGGUCGAUUCUGGCGAUACCUGGCAUAAGCUUCGUGUUCCAUACGUACAAGAUGCAACGUAUCUACAUACUCUUGAUAUAUGGCAACCAAAAUCUCUCCAGGGGUUUUCGCCCCAAACAGCGGAUUCGUUGCCUCGUGGGAAAGGCCCUUGGGUCAUCUAUAUCCACGGCGGGGCAUGGCGAGACCCGCUCGUCGACUCCUCGUCCUUCGAAGCUACUGCCCUCAAACUGCUGAGCGACAAAAGCACGUCAAUCGCAGGAGUCGCAUCGAUCAAUUAUCCUCUUUCAAGUCAUCCAAAUCAUCCUACACAUCCCGCACCACCUCGCGAUCCUUCGGAAGGUGUUGAUGUUGCUCGGCAAGCUAGACACCCUGAUCACAUAAUCGCUCUGCUCACGGCUAUCUCAUUUAUUCAAAAUGAACUUGGGGUAGCACACGAGUAUGUACUGUCUGGCCACAGUUGCGGCGCCACCAUGGCUUUCCAGACAGUCAUGAACCCCGAUCGCUGGUUGGGUACUGCAAAGAAGAUUACGGUUCCUACAGUGCAGAAGCCCAGCGUCAUAGCUCCUCUAAACGGGCUAUACGAUCUCGCUGCCUUCAUAAACGAUCCACCAGAAUCUCACAAACAACUAAAAUCACUGUAUACCGACUUCACGAAAAAUGCAUUUGGAGACGACGAGGCGGUUUGGAAGGCCAUCUGCCCUACGAGUGUUGCAGACUGGAAGACAGAGUGGCCUGAAGGCAAGGUCGUCGUUAUUGCUCAGAGUAAAGAAGACGGCCUUGUUCCGUAUGCUCAGACUGAGCUUAUGAAGGAUCACCUGAGAAAGACGUCAACGCUUGAAGUUGUUGAGAUGAAAGCUAGUGGUGACCAUAACGAUCUGUGGAAGCAAGCCGAUGAGAUUGUAAAUAUUAUAAAGCGCGCGAUUGGAUAUUUACCUAAGCCAUGAUAUCUUGAGGACAUAGACAAUUACAAGCCCGUUUAGGUUAAAUGAGCAAGGUUCA